This is a messenger RNA of Zerene cesonia (dogface butterfly), 3435 nucleotides long. RefSeq names its product histidine decarboxylase (gene Hdc). The coding region runs from base 127 to 2472 and encodes 781 amino acids. Gene Ontology annotation, molecular function: histidine decarboxylase activity; pyridoxal phosphate binding. NCBI's taxonomy places the organism in Eukaryota, Metazoa, Arthropoda, Insecta, Lepidoptera, Pieridae. The transcript is spliced from 18 exons. The record is from RefSeq and is a predicted model, not a curated record. Gene Ontology annotation, biological process: histamine biosynthetic process; L-histidine catabolic process.
UUCCCCGUCGCCGGACAGUGUUACGGACGUUCUCUAGUUUAAAUUUCGAAUUUCGAAUAACGGUAUUUUGAAUUUUGAAAAUUCGAAUCUCGAACGCUGCGUGCCAGUUUUGACGUUCGUAUUCCAAUGACCACAAUGGACCACCGAGAAUUCAGAGUUAAAGCAAAGGAGCUGGUGGACUUCAUAGCUGAUUACCUUGAAAAUGUUGGUGACCACCGCGUGUACCCUGACGUGCAGCCGGGGUACCUCCACAAGCGGCUGCCGGGCGAGGCGCCCCACGCCCCGGAGUCCUGGGACGAGAUAUUCAAAGACGUGCAGGAACAUAUUAUGCCUGGGAUUGUCCACUGGCAGAGUCCCCACAUGCACGCGUAUUUCCCAGCUCUGACGUCAUACCCCUCCAUUAUGGGAGAGAUGCUGUCUAGUGCUCUGAACGUGUUAUGCUUUACUUGGGCCUCUUCCCCUGCUGGAACUGAGCUGGAGACCAUAGCCAUGAACUGGCUUGGGAAGCUGCUGGGUCUACCUGAAUGCUUCCUCAAUGAGAAGAACGAUAGCCCUGGAGGUGGUGUUAUUCAGACAACGGCAAGCGAAGCAACUCUAGUGAGCCUGCUAGCGGCUCGCACCAGAGCUCUCAUGGAGCUGUCGAAGCUUAACCCUGAGUUGCAGUCUUCGGAACUCCUGGGCCACCUGAUCUGCUACUGCUCUGAUCAGGCCCAUUCGUCUGUAGAAAAAGCUGGAUUAAUUGGUCUAGUGAGAAUGCGCUACAUCGAGUCUGAUGAAAAGCAGUGCAUGCGAGGCGAUAAACUAGACGAGGCGAUACUAAGUGAUAAAGCUAAGGGCCUUGUUCCAUUUUGGGUGUGUGCUACCCUCGGAACCACGGGAUCAGUGGCGUUCGAUAAUCUCCGGGAGAUCGGCGAGGUCUGCGAGAAGCAUACAGCCUGGUUGCACGUGGACGCUGCGUACGCUGGCAGCGCAUUCAUCUGCCCUGAAUACAGACACUGGCUGGACGGGGUGGAACUCGCGGAUUCUUUCGCUUUUAACCCGUCAAAAUGGUUGAUGGUGAACUUCGACUGCACCGCUAUGUGGGUAAGGGACAGCACGGCGCUACACCGGACUUUUAACGUAAAUCCCAUCUAUUUGCGUCAUGAAAACUCUGGAAAAGCUAUUGAUUAUAUGCAUUGGCAGAUACCGCUCAGCCGCCGCUUCCGCGCGUUGAAGUUAUGGUUCGUUCUCCGUAAUUACGGAAUCAGUGGAUUACAGAAGCACAUACGGGAGGGCGUGCGCUUGGCCCAAAAGUUCGAGGCCUUGGUGCUUGCUGAUCAACGAUUCGAGAUACCACAGCCAAGGAACCUGGGCAUGGUAGCUUUCCGUUUGAAAGGUGAGAAUACAUUGACGGAGCUGCUUCUAAAACGCCUCAAUGGAAGAGGCUACAUACACGCAGUACCAGCCUGUUUCAAGGGAGUAUACGUGAUAAGAUUCACUGUGACUUCACAACGAACUACCAAUCAGAAUAUUUUAGAUGAUUGGAAUGAAAUAAAAACCGUGGCUUCCGAAAUCUUGGUAGACAUGUUUGGAUCAGAAAAUGGUAACAUCGCGGUAACUAAGAAGCCGAGGAUAUCUUUGAAAGAAACCCGUGAGCUGAACGCAACGUUUGGCACCAGCCUGCUCCUAGCGAACAGCCCCAUGAGCCCCAAGAUCGUGAACGGCACCCACGUGGCGAUCUGCGACUAUGAGCAGGUGCUGUCGUCCUGUGCGCAGACGUUUGCGCAGCUGAAGAUGGAGCCAAAGGAUAGCCCUGAGAUGCGUAGGCGGAUCCGCGGCAUACGUAUGGUUGGAAAGAAGUUCUCGCUUGACUCUUGCAUGGACAUGGUUCAGGGCCUGAUGAUGGAGCAGUCACUCCCUCUCUGCUCUGAAGAGGAGAGAGAGGACGUUUCUAACGGUUCGAGUCCGGGAGAUCGCUCAAUUUCAUCAUCACCAGUCACUUCGAGCAACACCAUAAAGCAAGAUGCGAACAUAGAUUCCAACCAACUCUACGUACCGAGCACACCGUCUAAACAGUUCCGAUCGAGAUCGGUAGAUGUCUCUCUUUCAGAUUUGAACUUCGAAGACGCGAAAAUAACAGUUGACGUUAAGAAAAAUGAAAUAAUCAUCACGCCAACUGACGCUAAGAAGUCGAUAAUCGAUGACAGAAUUCAUUUCAAUGUGGUGGAGGAGAAACUCAAUAUAGGUAACCCGGAAUUUGGCAAUGUGCAAGAUGUACAGGCAGGUAACGCUAGUGACGACCCUAAUGCGAAAUUGACUAUAAAGGGCCCUGGUAGUUAUAUCAAGAAGUUAAUUCAGCAAUUCAGCGAGGGCCCCUUUGAAGGAGACGAUAAACCAGAAUCUGAUAGAGCGAUUUCUACACAAAGUAUUAAGAAUAAGGCAGAUGCCAUUUGUAGGAAAUGCCUGCAUUACAAGGGAAAGAUUACUAAGUAAACGCAUCGAAGCAAUAUUAUCAAAGAUUAUGGAUAUUGAUGCUUAUAUUUGAUUUAAUCUUUUAAAUUUUUGCUUCAUUAGAAAAUGUGUUACCUAUAAAUAUAAUGAAAUGCUUGGAUUUGUAUAAUAAUUGUUAAAAAGUUUGAAAAACUUACCAAAAAAGCCAGUGAGCAAUAAAAAAAUAUUUAAAAUAAUAUCGUAGUGAAUUUUAUAAUCUUAGUUUAAAAAUGUCGUAUUUAUUAUAUAUUAUUAAAUCACAUAAUUUACAUUCUAAUAACAAUUUUAUAUAGUCAGCGUUGUUAAACAAAGAUUAAGUAAAUGUUCGAACAAGUUUAUAUUUUAUCAUAAUUUUAAGUUGAAGAGCACAAUAUAUUAAAUAAUUGUUAUUUUUAUUUCAAUUAAUGUAUUUCUUUUUUGUAUAUUGCUACAUUAUUAGCUAAAGCGCAAAACAUUUUCGAUAUAUCUUUGCUUAAAUAGAUAAGUUAUUCUAGAAGUAAUGUAAUAAUGUAAUUACAAUAACUUUCUAUUAUUAUUACGGAUGUUUAUUUCAAUAUGUAUAAUUAAUGUUAACAUGUAUAAACCACAUUGCAUAAGCUUCGCUUAAUUAAACACUAGAUGGCGCUGAAAUAUAUUAAACUUUCUCCUGUAAUAUGUACUACAUAAUCGUAAAGACAAAUCAGUGUUUUAAAUAUAAUAAUCAGUUAAAAAGUGUUGUUAAAAAAUUAAUAUUUAUUCAAAUUUAUGUAAGUUCAUAUAUUAAAAACUGCUGUGCAAAAUCAAUAAAUUAGUAUAAUCACGGAUAUAAUAAAAUUAUCUUAGUAGAUAUAGUAGAUAGUGGUAGCUUUAAAAUGUAAUCGUAAAUUAAGAAAUCAACUAUUAUCAGAGGUUAUGUGAUAUGUAAAGUUAGUUACUCGCAAUGAAAAAAACUAAAAAAAUAUAUUAUGAGGCACGCUAUGAGUUUUU